UCCCCGGUGGGAACUUCCGAAGUGAAAAACAAGGCGAUCCUGUUGAAGAAGUCCAUCGCGCACUGAAACUUCCGAAGUCCGGGAAUUGGCUGGCUAGCCAGUUUCCCUUUGAAAAUGACGGAUAGAUUUGGCACCAUUAAUGAAGAGUUCGUCGAGGCAAAUCCUUGCUGAUAAUCCAGUUUAAUUAAUUUUUUCUCGUUUGUAAGCGACCAACCCAAAGUGUGCCUUUUUUUCCCCCCCUUCUGUCUACCAAAUCAACACCCACCAUUACUAUUGUUUGUAUCUUUCCUAAUUUCUUCCAGCUGCUUCACGGUGCCUCCUCAUUAUAAGAGAAGCUAGCUAGGAAACUGCCGGCAGAUCAGCAACAACCAGAUCGGUCUGGAUUUUGGGUGGCCGGCCGGGGGGGAUUUCAGGAUGCAGAGAACCGUGCUGAAGGUGGAUAUUGCGUGCGUCAAAUGCAAGAAGAAGCUCCUCAAAGCCGUUUCUGCUGUCCAAGGCGUGGAUAGGGUUGAGAUUGAUGAAACAAAGGGAACACUAACAGUGACGGGAAGUGGUGACCCGUACGAGGUAAUUGUUCGGGCAAGGAAGACCGGAAAACACGUGGAAGUUGUGAGUAUCGGGCCGCCGCCUCCUCCUCCGAAGCCACAGGCGGAGGGAGGACAACAACAACAACAACCAAAGAAGCCCGACGACAAGAAAGCACCUGCGGCUGGAGGAGGGGAUGACAAGAAAGGAGGCGAUCAGAAAAAAGGCGGCGGCGGCGGUGGGGGGCAGCCUAAAGAGGAGAAGCUGGGUGAGCAAAAGGGGCAGUUGGGGUGGCCGAUUGUUCACCAUCAGGAUCCAAGUAACUAUCCAUACUAUCAGCAAGUGGUAGUGGUUCCGAUGCCCACAUCCUAUGAUCCACACUAUGAUAACCAUAACCCCUCUUGCUCUAUCAUGUAGAAAGAUUUUUUUUUUUUAAUAUAUAUUCUGUUCUUUUAGUUCAUUUUCUAUAAACGAUUGAUUUCAUUUUUCGUAGGUGUUACAUAUGUUAUGGCAUUGGUCCCUAAUAACAUAUUAGAAUUGUA
This is a messenger RNA of Linum trigynum, 1067 nucleotides long. NCBI's taxonomy places the organism in Eukaryota, Viridiplantae, Streptophyta, Magnoliopsida, Malpighiales, Linaceae. The record is from the annotation of a GenBank genome assembly.